AUGUUCGCAAGUUUAAAAAGUAAAAUCAAAGAAGAAACUGGCAGUGAUAUAAGUAAAUUAACAAGUAGCUGGCGAAGUGGUGCUUUUUUAGGCAGAAUAACUCUCAGAGAUGAUUCAUCAACAACAACAAGUCCAUCCAGCUCUGGCGGGCCAGGUGAUUCUACAUCAGAUUCUAUAUCACCACAAUUGCAUACAUACUUGGCCGAUCGGACAGGAGCUACAGUGGAUCAUGCAGCUUUACAUCAGCAAUAUACAGAGCAGUUGGAAGCACAACUUAGAGAAAAAGACUUGUAUUGGGAACAGAAGAUUGAGGAGAUGAAAUUAUCUUUGGCAACUGUACAAGGCGAAGAAGCUUUAGCAGCACAAGCAGUAGCUCGAACAGCUCAGGCUGAAGCAGUGAAAGCAAUUAGUGUGAAAGAUGCCAUGGAAAAACAACUAGCUGAAUACAGAACACGACUAGCGGCAGCUGAGAGCGCACAGGACAAACUGGAUGUACUCUCAGAAGAAGUGGAGCAAAGUCGUCGUGAAUGGUCACGGACGCGUGCGGAACUGUCAGCGGCACUUAGUGCUGCGGAUGCACGGGCGCGAGACCUGGCAGACCAACUGGCGGUCGUUAAGGCUGCUCUGCCUGUGGGGCACGAAAUGCAUCAUAUGCACGACGACGAUAAACGCGAAUUUAAACCUACCGGCUGCGAGGAUUACGACCGAGUUUGCCGCGAGAGGGCAGUGUUGACGCGACAACUACAGGAGGCCAAGAUGGCGCUCGCUGAUGUCAAGACGUCAUGGAGCGGACAGAUCGCCGCGCUAGAGACACAGGUGGCAAGAGUAUCAAGACAGGCGGGAGAAGAGGGUGCGGAGAGACGGAGAAUUGAAGUAGAAAAAAAGGAAUUACGCGAGAAACUUGAUAAUAUGGCAGCUGAACUUGAAAAAACUAAACAGAAUCUCGCCAACAGUGAAGCUAAGGUGAGCCGGCUGAGUGCAGAGGUCCAAAGUCAGGCAAAGGAACUGAAAACACUGAGGGCCGCCGACAUAACAACUGAGUUGGAAAAUCGAAUAAGAGUUUUGACCGAAGAAAACAAGGAAUUGUUAGAGGCUUUGGAGACUGAGCGGGGGCUGGUGAAGGUUCUAGAAGCUAACCUGGAAGAAUCAAACAGAAUGUGUGACGAGAACAAGGAAGAGCUGGCACAUCUUAACACUGCAAUGACGGACAUGCAACACGACUACAUAGACUUACAGAGGAAAUAUGAAAAAGAGAGGCGAGAAAAAGACGAGGCGUUAUUAAGAAAUGCUCACAUGUCACAAAACAUUGAGAUGAGUCAAUGUAAUGUACGGUACUUAGAAAAUGAAGUUGUCGACCUAAAGGCCAAGAUUACUGAGGUCGAGAGCGUUGUUGCACAACAUAGAGAGAACCAAGCCGAGUGUUUGAUAAUAAAAGAAAACGAAAAAGCGAGAACCAAAGAAAUCGAAGAUCUUCAGAAGAGAAUUGAGGCUUUUACGGAAAGCGAAAAUUCUCUUAAGAAAAGCAUACAAGACUUAGAAACCGAAAUCUGUGAUAAAAAUAAGAAAAUUAAGACUUUAGAUAAUCGAAUAUCGGACAUGAAGAAAACCCUACAGAGAGAGUUACAAAGCAGUAAAACGGAUCUUACAUCAGCGGAAGAACAGGAUAUUAGCAGACGAUACUUGAAGCACGUGGUACUGCGAUUCCUAACAUCCCGAGAGUUGGAGGCGCGCCAGUUGACUCGAGCGUUGUCUACGUUACUGAGGCUGUCCGCUCACGAGGAGGCUUUACUCCGGGCAGCUCUGCCCGCUCGUACUGGCCUCGCCGCCUGGUUCCCAUCACUCAACGCAUGA
This is a messenger RNA of Danaus chrysippus (African queen), 1851 nucleotides long. The record is from the annotation of a GenBank genome assembly. Lineage: Eukaryota; Metazoa; Arthropoda; Insecta; Lepidoptera; Nymphalidae.